CCCCCAAAAUUACCGAACCCCAAACGUCCAGUUCUCACUUCUCAGUCUCGCAGCAAAACCACCAAACCCAAUGUUCCAAAAUCUCUCCUCUCACUCUCUCCAACCCUCCUCCUUCUCAUUCACCCUUCAUUCCUCACAAUAUUACACCCACAGCCUCACCUUCACACAACCAUGUCUUCCACUACCCAAUCGUUCUCUUCGGUACAGACCCAUGACCCGAAUAUCUUGCGCUUCGACCCGACCCAAGAGAAACCCGGGUCCAAUGCCCGACAAGUCCGAGGCUGAAGAGCUGGUCCGAGUGAUGAUGAGGAAUAUGAAUGAGAAAGAGCCACUGUUGAAGACACUGAACAAGUACGUCAAAGUUGUGAGAACUGAGCACUGUUUUCUUCUUUUUGAACAGCUUGGCAAGAGUGACAAGUGGCUUCAAUGCCUUGAGGUGUUCAGAUGGAUGCAGAAACAACGAUGGUAUGUCGCUGAUAAUGGUGUUUAUUCAAAAUUAAUAUCGGUUAUGGGAAAGAAGGGCCAAACCCGGAUGGCCAUGUGGCUCUUCUCUGAGAUGCGUAAUAGCGGCUGCCGGGCUGACACUUCUGUAUAUAAUGCACUCAUCACAGCCCAUCUUCACUCACGAGAUAAAGCAAAGGCUUUGGACAAAGCUAUUGGGUACUUUGAAAAGAUGAAGGGAAUUGAGUGGUGUAAACCCAGCAUUGUGACAUACAACAUUCUUUUGAGAGCUUUUGCUCAAGCUCAAAAUGUAGAACGAGUUAAUGCUUUGUUUAAAGAUCUUGAUGAGAGCAUUAUUUCCCCUGAUAUCUAUACUUAUAAUGGUGUGAUGGAUGCAUAUGGGAAAAAUGGGAUGAUCAGAGAAAUGGAAUCUGUGCUUUCUCGCAUGAAAAGUAAUCAAUGUAAGCCCGAUAUUAUCACUUUUAAUUUGCUCAUUGAUUCAUAUGGAAAAAAGCAAGAAUUUAAUAAGAUGGAACAAGUGUUCAAGAGCUUAUUGCGCUCCAAGGAAAGACCAACACUGCCGACAUUUAAUUCAAUGAUAAUUAAUUAUGGGAAGGCACGACUUAGGGAGAAAGCAGAAUAUGUCUUCCAAAAGAUGAGGGAUAUGGGAUAUACCCCAAGCUUCAUCACCUGCGAGAGUCUUAUACUGAUGUAUGGAUUUUGUGACUGUGUUUCUAGGGCUAGGGAAAUAUUUGAUGGAAUGGUUCAAUCUGGGAAGGGAAUGAAAGUUUCAACCCUUAAUGUCAUGCUUGAUGUUUACUGUAUGAAUGGUUUGCCCAUGGAAGCCAAUAUGCUUUUUGAGAAUGCAAAAGGUAUAGGUGUAAUUCCAAAUUCAUCAACAUAUAAACUUCUUUAUAAGGCUUACACUAAAGCCAACACAAAGGAGCUUUUACAGAAAUUGCUGAAGAAUAUGGACAGGGAUGGCAUUGUCCCUAAUAAGAGGUUUUUCUUGGAGGCUUUGGGAGCUUUUGGGUCAUUACCAGCAAGUGCUGAGUCUAAAGUCACUCAUCAAGCUAAAAAUAGAGUUCCCUCACUACAAAGGGUGUCAGCUAGUACCACAGCUGAUGUCAGCAGAAAACAGGAUAGUGCAAAAACUUAGGUGGAAAAAAUUGCUAACUUGGUUUGUCUAUUCUUCUGGUUGUUCGUCAAUAAAUCUGAUUCAAAGAAAAGCUUGCAUGACAAAGGGAUGUUGGAAGGCAUAGCCACCAUAUUACUGAACUUCUGACUUAUGUGGUGACAGGAUUUUGUUGGUGAUAUCAAUUACCAGCCAACUGUGAAGGCAAAAUUACUGAAGAACUGCUUAGCUUGGGACACAUGCUUUUUUUGAUAGGACAAUUCUCAGCUGCCAUUGGAAGACCUAAACUUGCACAGAAAAGCUAAUUGUUGCUACUAUUUAUCAGAAAAAUGGGACAUCUCAAUUGAUUUUUUUGCUGUUAGUUCUUAAUUGAUGGUAACACUGCUAGGCUGCCAAGGUGCUGCUUCUAUGUAUUGUACAUUGUAACUAUGAUUCAUUAGAAUUUGUAUGUUGAAUUAUUCAAAUGAGUAUAUAUCCAGUUAAUGUCUUAUUGAAAUCUACAUAAAAAAUUUCCCCAAAUAAAAUUUUGAAUUUGUUUUA
Quercus lobata is the source of this 2116-nucleotide messenger RNA. Its product is annotated as pentatricopeptide repeat-containing protein At4g39620, chloroplastic. The record is from RefSeq and is a predicted model, not a curated record. NCBI's taxonomy places the organism in Eukaryota, Viridiplantae, Streptophyta, Magnoliopsida, Fagales, Fagaceae. The transcript has 4 exons. The coding region runs from base 71 to 1600 and encodes 509 amino acids. Gene Ontology annotation, molecular function: mRNA binding; protein binding.